AGGGGAGGAAAGGGGAGGAGAGAGUAGAGAGCAGAGGAGUUCAGAGCAGAGUGAGGAGAGGACCAGAGCAGAGGGAGGAAGGAGAGGAGGAGGAAGAAGAGGAGACAAGAGGGGAGGAGAGGAGAGGAGGGGAGAGGAGUAAACACACUCCAGAUGGGAUACUGGCAUUAAUGAAAUCCUAUAUUCUAGGGGAGGCAUGAAGUAUGAGCUCCACUGAUCUCUGCAGGAGCAAAACAAUAAGCUCAACUGGCUGAAAUCAUGAGCGCGCCAACGUCAGCAACCCCAAACAUGGAGGUGAAGGUGGGCUACCAGGAAAUGGCACUGCUAAGUAACAUCCUGGCAGCGUACACCUUCAUCGCAGACCAACCCGAGAGGACAGCCUUGGUGUUUCUGGGCAGUGUCUGUGUCGGCCUUCUCCUCACACUCUGCGCCAUCGUCUUCCAGAUACACUGUAAAGCAGACUGUCACAUCGGCAACAGUAAGCACCAUCGCCAUAGGAACAGGCAUCAUCAUCAUCAUCAUCAUCAUCGACAUCGCAGCUGCCCCCUCCAUCCGGCCAUUGACAAUAAUCCGGACAGCACUGCUGUUGUUCCGGUCAGAGGGCCAGGGCCUGCCGGCGACAGCGAAUCAGAGGAAUGGGACGACACAUCUGACCUGUCGGCACGGAGACGAAGACGCUUCGAGAGAGCUCUGCUGAACGCCACCAUGUUCACAUCAGCCGAGGAUCUGGACCGGACCCAGAGGCUAGAAGAGCGGGAACGGAUUCUCAGAGAGAUCUGGAUGAACGGACAACCAGACAUCAGUACAGUCACUCAAAGCCUCAACAGAUAUUACUGACGCACAAUUAAACAGACUUAUUAGUCACAAGGAUAUACAGACAGGCUGCCAGGCAGAUAGAUGAAGAGCAAACAAUUAUAAGAAAUACACUGGAUGGGCUCAACAUAAACCACCAAAGAGACUCUUACAAAUCCAACUAUAGGUGACAGUAGAGCCAGGAGCUUCCCCUCCGCUCUGUAAACAGGAAAACAUAUGAGCUGUGAUCUUAAUACAUACAGUCUAUGAGCUGUGAUGCCUCAGCCUCCAAUGCAGGGUGACACUGAAGUGUUGUGAAGAAUUAUGUCAACAAGGAAAGACACAACGGACCUACAGAGCUCACACUGCGAUGCGUGACUGCUGUUGGUGGAGACUGUACAGAUUUUAUAACUUUUGAACAUUUUUAAUGGUGCUUUUAAGAAAGAUAGAGCUGGUUCACAAUGAGAGUUCAGUUCAUGUGUGUGGUUUAUAAUAUAAAUCUGCAACUAUUAGACGAUUGAAUAUAAUCGCCAACUUUUAAAUUAUCAAUGCUGUUUUCAGCUUCUCAAAUAUGGAGAUUUCCUGUUCUACUCUGUUUUAUAUCAAAUUAGACUUACAUUACUUACAUACUUUGGUUUGUAUGUGACAUAACAACACAUUUAAAGACAUAACCAUAGAUCCCUAAAACACUGCAAUGCACAUUUUCCCCAUUUUUGGACAUUUUAGCACUUGUAUAGACAAAGUUAAUAAAUUAAUCUGGACAACAAUGGGCAUUAAUAAUGAAAGUAAGUUGCAGCCUUAUUGAAAUAUCAGUGAUAUUAUGUUGUUGCACUGUUUCUCAGCUUAUGUUUUUUUGGGGGAUGAAAGAUCAAUGCCAAGACACACAAACAUACUGGUGCUUUUACUGCUGUAAAUCCUCAGAUAAGAGAAUACUAAUAUGAUGGACACUUAAUGGCUGUUUGUUGAUAAAAUAUGUAAGAUACAACAUGACCAGACUGUUGGUUGCAUCUAAGGCUGAUCAGCUGCAGGCGUUUUUACACAUGGACUUCGAACAGCAGGUCAUCCUUUUUCGAUCAUCCUAUGCUUCUUGAUUUGUCUCAUUUGGUAAUGAACUGAAAUUAUAAUAAACUGUCAUUUCAAGAAUUAAUGAAAGGUGUUUUCUGUACAUAUAAUUGAGUAAAGUCCCUCGUCGAAUUUAAAUAUUGUGGCCCACAUUUCUUUAACAGUUUUUGAGUGCCUUUGGGUUUGUUGUACACACUGUAUGUCUCAUCUUUUGUGACCUUGUUGACGGCAUUAAUAAUAAAUAGCUGUGAUG
Eleginops maclovinus (Patagonian blennie) is the source of this 2107-nucleotide messenger RNA. RefSeq names its product eva-1 homolog A (C. elegans) (gene eva1ab). The record is from RefSeq and is a predicted model, not a curated record. NCBI's taxonomy places the organism in Eukaryota, Metazoa, Chordata, Actinopteri, Perciformes, Eleginopidae. The transcript is spliced from 4 exons. The coding region runs from base 259 to 837 and encodes 192 amino acids.